Messenger RNA from Corylus avellana, 1292 nucleotides. RefSeq names its product NADPH-dependent aldo-keto reductase, chloroplastic. The record is from RefSeq and is a predicted model, not a curated record. NCBI's taxonomy places the organism in Eukaryota, Viridiplantae, Streptophyta, Magnoliopsida, Fagales, Betulaceae. Gene Ontology annotation, molecular function: oxidoreductase activity.
UUCGUCUUCCGUCACACUCUCAUUGCCCCACUCUCUGUCUCUCUCUGUUCGUCCUUGCGUUAGUUGCGUGUCCAUAUCAGCAGCGUAGCACUCGCGUUUCGAGGAAAGCGUUAAAAUGGCGGACGGAAUUCGAUUCUUUGAACUGAACACCGGAGCUAAGAUCCCCUCGGUAGGGCUCGGCACGUGGCAGUCCGACCCUGGCCUCGUCGGCGAAGCCGUCGCCACCGCCAUCAAGGUUGGGUACCGCCAUAUCGAUUGUGCUCAGAUCUACGGCAAUGAGAAGGAGAUUGGUUUGGUCCUGAAGAAGUUGUUUGAAGAUGGGGUGGUGAAGCGUGAGGAUUUGUGGAUUACCUCCAAACUCUGGUGUACUGAUCAUGCACCCGAAGAUGUUCCGCAGGCAUUGGAUAGAACUUUGCGAGACUUGCAGCUUGAUUAUAUUGACUUGUACCUUAUGCAUUGGCCAGUUGCGAUGAAGAAGGGUUCAAUAGGCUUUAAGCCUGAAAACCUUGUUCAACCAGAUAUACCUAGCACAUGGAAGGCAAUGGAAGCACUCUAUGAUUCUGGCAAGGCUCGAGCUCUUGGAGUAAGCAAUUUCUCUUCAAAGAAAUUGGCUGAUUUACUCGAGGUAGCUCGUAUUCCUCCCUCUGUUUGCCAGGUUGAAUGCCAUCCUUCCUGGCGGCAGACCAAGCUACGUGAAUUUUGUAAAUCCAAGGGAGUUCACCUAUCUGGAUAUUCACCUUUAGGUUCUCCUGGCACCACUUGGCUGAAGAGUGAUGUCCUCAAGAAUCCAAUCCUAGUUAAGGUUGCGGAGAAACUAGGCAAGACUCCUGCACAAGUUGCCAUUCGUUGGGGCCUGCAAAUGGGUCAUAGUGUGCUUCCAAAGAGUACAAAUGAGCCAAGGAUCAAGGAGAACUUUGAUGUCUUCGACUGGUCAAUACCUGAAGACUUGUUUGCCAAGUUCUCUGAAAUUGAGCAGGCAAGUACUCGGUUAAAUGCCAUCAUUAUGGGAAGACUGGUGAAAGGGACCUCAUUUGUCCAUGAAACUUUUGGCGCAUACAGGACUAUUGAGGAAUUCUGGGAUGGUGAAAUCUGACCAGUGAAGCAAGUACUGGUUUAUUGGAGAUAGGGCGGCAAAGUUAUGUUUUAUCAUUUUCUGUUUUGUGGAGGGGCCAUGGCCAUGUAAGUUUUUAGUUGCAUCUUUCAGUGACCAUAGACGCCGCUAGAUUGGCUUUGUUUCUGCUUGACAGUUCAGUGAAUUUUAAGUUUUUGAAAUGUGAUCAUGGUUGUGUUCA